AUGAUAGACGGAAACAUAUCAAUGGAGGAAGAUACGGAGUUACGAGACCUAGUGGUACAGACCCUAGAAAAUAAUGGAGUUCUUGCUAAAGUCCGGGCUGAACUUCGAGCUAGUGUCUUUUUAGCACUUGAAGAGCAAGAAUCCGUAGUUAAUCCCGAACCACUUUUAAACAAAACAGUAAAACAGUACCUGGCUAAUUCUGAAGGAAAAUUAUUAUUUUCAUUAGUUAGAGAAUUUUUAGAAUACUUUGGUUUGGAUUACACAAUAUCUGUAUACGAUCCAGAAACUUAUAUUGGAAAGGAGUACAAUUAUAUGGGCAGAGAUAAAUUGUGUGAAAAGUUGGGUAUUAAUUCAACAGAACCAUUGCUUGGAGAAUUACUUAAGAACAGCAUUAAUGGUGCCUUUAAUAACUCAAAGGUAAUUUUUUUUUUUUUAUUUUUUAAUAAAUUAAUUAUUAAUAUUUAAUAUUUUUAGUUUUAUUGGCUGUCCAGUAUAAUACAACAAUUUUUUUCUCUAAUUUUUUGCAAUAUCCUUAAUGACAAAUUUAGAUAUGAAUUGAGGAUAAUUUUUUUAUGUCUAGAGGGAAAUACAGGCUAACAGUAUUGCAAAAAAUUAGAGAAAAAAAUCGUUGUGUUAGACUGGACAGCCAAUAAAACUAAAAAUAUAAAGUAUUAUAAGAACCAGUCUUUAGAAAAAUUAAUUAUUAAUGUUAAUAUUGAUUCUAAUGAUAAUUAUAAUAUUGAAUUUUAGAAUGAAUCAAUUAAUGAUAGCAAUUUAAAAUCAUGUGAAACAAGCAAUAUACAUAAUGCAACUUUUGAUGUAUCAAUUCCACAAGUAGUCCAUAAAGAAUCAACCUCACUAUCUAAUGACAAUGAUUCAUCGGAAAAAGCAGAAAGUAUUUCAGAUUUUAGUCAAGAAAUUCCAAUAAAUGUGACAAUAACAGAUAAAAAAACGUCCGGUAAAAUAUUAACUAAUGCACUAAUUGAUACCUCAAGUUGUGAAGUACAUAAUAAGUCACUCAGGGAAAACACAAGUUCAGAAAAUGAUUGCGAAACUGAUAAAAAUAAGUUAGAUGAUAAUGAAACUGGUAAUAAUAAUUUAUCAACAUCAUCACACAAUAAUUCAUUGCCGACACAAAAUAAUCAAAAUGCACCAACAACAAACUGCCCGUCAUAUGGAAAAAAAAAUGACAAUGAGUCAAAAAAAUUACUGAAUAAAAGUGAGCAUUUAAUCAAGUUCGAUGAAUCGAACAUUGUAGAGUCGGAAUUAGAUUCAAAUGAGGAAUCAAAGUCGAAAAUUACGGCAGCGGUUACAACAACAGCUGUUAGUAGUGUCAAGUUACAAAAUACAAAUAAUGCUCAAAAUCUCCGUAAAGUUGAUGUGGAUAAUAAUUCAUUUAGUAAGACUGUUUAUUUUGAAGAAAUAAUUGUUGAUGGUAAAUUAGAAAAAGUUGGAGCAACUAAGAAAAAUGAAUCAUUACUUGGAGAUUUGCCACCCCUCGUCCCGAAAACAAAUUCUAUUUUUAGCGAUUUACCUCCUUUGAAUGGCAAAAAAACUAAUAUUAAUGAUUUGAAGGAAUUGAUGGACAUUGGACUGACAGGAGAUGUGGAUAAUUAUGAAGAAGAUUUUGUUUCUUCAGCGUCAGGCAGUACCAACGAACAGAGUCCAGCUAAAAACCCAGAUAAAAAUAUCGAGAGUCCUGUGAAACAACUACCGCAGACAGUAAUCGACGACAAGAGUCAAAGUGCUCGGAGCGAAGAAAUCAGCGAAGAUAUCGACGAAAUAGAAGAGGUAUUAAGUACUAAUAUUUCUUGUCUCGAUGAUACCUCCGGAGAUAAUAAGAGUAUCGCUAAUUUCGCGAUGGGUAAUGCGUUGGACUGUACUGAAAAAGCGUAG
This is a messenger RNA of Cotesia congregata, 1896 nucleotides long. Lineage: Eukaryota; Metazoa; Arthropoda; Insecta; Hymenoptera; Braconidae. The record is from the annotation of a GenBank genome assembly.